CUGUAACUUUCACGCUGUCUUGUCGGAACAACUUUUUUAUUCACUUAUUACCCAUGACGAAUUUCACAGUGAAUUCUUUUUCAACACCGCAUCAAUUAAGUCCUACUGCCAAUGUAAUUAAUUAUUGUUUUCCAACUUCAAAUUAUAAUUUCUCAACAGCGGAAAAUAUAGAACUAUAAGCUCUAGAACCAUCUGUCGUUUCCUUACAAAAUGCGUAAAGCGCCUCGCCCACAACAACCUGACGAUUCAGAAGCAUCAAGCACCAAGGAGAAAGGAAAUCCGAAUGCUACACCCACUACGAACGGGAAAGGAAAGAGAGUUGCAAGCAGUGCAGUUAAUGCAAAUGCAUCAGGGGCAAAUAGCACACUCACUGCGCCUAGUGCUGUAGCAGGAGCUGCGGGAAAUACCAACACCGAUGGCAAUGUUGGCGUAUGAACCUCCGCCAUCAUAUUUCAACUCGAGCACAAUAGCUAACAUAUAACUUCUUUCAUAGAUACAAUGGUCAGAAUUUGACCCAUCUGUAUUGCACAGUUAUCGAUACGAGCACGGGAUGCAUACGCCUCCUGCCUUCAAUAGUUCAUACAAUCAAAUCGUUCUUUCCCAAUCGAGUAUCGGCCGUAUGUCACCAACUAUGGUUCGCAAGAAGGAACAUAAGAGGCAGAGCAAAGAGCAAUUGGCCAACACUGUGCGCAAGCAUUUCAACAGCCAAUCUGUCAACGAAAAUGACGUUAUUGUAAAGUUCUUAUACAAAGUUCGAUAUCAGGGUUAGUAGACAUAUUAUUUACAUAGUUGGCAAUGAAACGCAAGCUAAUUAUCUACAGAUAAGAAAUUUCGCAUGAGAUUCAUGCCACAGCUGCGACAUAUGGAGCGAUCCCAAGUGGAACGGUCCGCAUAGCAUACGUACAUAGACAAGGCUUUUGGCCUACUUGGCUUCGAUUCUUCAAAAUACGAAAACAGCUCUACGUUUAAUGAUACAGUGAGCAUAUGGCAAGGAAGUAGUGUUAUAGGGAUAAUUGGGUUAGAAUUGUAUAACACAUUGUACAAAAGCACUUAUAGGGACGGUUUUUUUUCGUUCAGGGAGUAGUGGAGUAGGUAUUCUGUGGGAUUUGCAUAUUUGGAAUAAUGACAAUCAUGAUGAUGGACAGCGAGAUAAAGCCAAUACAUACCAAUACAUUUUCGUACCAAGCAAUCCAUCUAUGAAUGGA
This is a messenger RNA of Sclerotinia trifoliorum, 1205 nucleotides long. Lineage: Eukaryota; Fungi; Ascomycota; Leotiomycetes; Helotiales; Sclerotiniaceae. The record is from the annotation of a GenBank genome assembly.